GCAGGUAUGAGGAGGCCAUUGAGGACUACAACAGGGCCAUUGAGCUGAAGCCAGACGAUGCCGUGGCAUUCUGCAAGCGCGGAAGUUCUUUGCGAGCUGUCGGCCAACAUGAGGCUGCCUUAGAGGAUCUUGACAAGGCCAUUGAGCUGGUUCCGGAGAAUGUCCUUUUCUUACGAAUCCGCGGUGAUUGCAAGCAGGCCGUUGGCAGGCAUGAGGCUGCGAUCGAGGACUACAACUUGGCGAUUGAGCUGAACCCAGAAGACGCGAUGGCAGUUGCUAAUCGCACAUUUUCAGAGUGCGCUCUAAGGAAGCUUGCCAAGGGGACUUCAAUAGAUGCGGAACUUGUGUGGCUUGUGGAGAAGCUGAAGCAAUUGCAGAAGGAAGUGAAUCAGCCCAUCGAUUGCUUGCUCAAGCAGGUGAUGGAACAGACAUUGGAUUUUGAUGAGGUCCCGGGCGCAGUGAACUCUAACCCAAACAUGCAGUUGCUGCCGCCCUCGCAGUUGGACCCGACAUCUGACAGCGGCUCCUCCGUUUGUUCGUCAGGCUCAUGGAUUGAUGUGGGUUCUCAAGGGUCUUGCUGCUUCCUCCCUGACACCUAUUUCACCGUUUUGAUGGAGGAUGGGGAGGUUCUUGCACCUGCCCGACGGCUAUUCCAGGGUGCCAGCGUCGUUGCAGCCAAUGGACGGACGACCGAGGUGACUUUUCCGCCAGAGCAACAUCAGGUCCAUGCCGUGAUCGAGCUGCAGGCAGGUGAUGCCUUUCUGGUGGUCAGUCCAGACCAUCGAAUCCUGGUGCCUGGAAACGUGACGGUCCAGGCACAAGACUUGCAUGUAGGGAGCGAAGUGAUUCUGGAUGGCAACCUAGCCGCCCUCACAUCCUUGAAGUGGAAGGUCGAGCCAACCAUUGUGCUGAAGAUAGGCUUCAAACCAGAUCUUCCAGUGGCCGCAUUUUUGCGUCCCCCAGCCAUUUUGAGUAAAGGCUUUCGUCAGAAGCCUUUCCGUCGUGGUAUUAGAAAGAAGGCUUCAACCUUCGCGCAAGGUGACGACGCACUCACCAUCCUCACCAUGCCAGAUACUGAAGGGUAUUUGACAGACUAAUUCAUUUAGAUAGAUUGCACAGCGGAGCAGCCGUGCUUUGGAAUUGAGACUGCUGCGUUUGUUUCCGAAACUUGUGCGUGUGCCGGUCCUUAUGAUGUCUAGCGGAACGCCGCACGGUUUAGACGUGGCAGUUUCUAGGGCGUCAAGACCCAUGAUUUGUCUUAGCGCACGCCCCCUUGUUGUGCCUAUGGCAGAUCACAAUCCUUGAACAUCUUACAAGAUUCUGGAUGUCGCGAAGCGGUGCAGCAAGAAUUCUUAACAAGGAACAGAGGCCAUUGAGCUAGACCCAAAUGAUGCCAUCCAAUUCCGCAGCCGUGGCCUCUCCAAACACAAUCUUGGCAGGUACGAGGAGGCCAUUGAGGACUACAACAAGGCCAUUGAGCUGAAGCCAAAUGAUGCCAUCGCAUUCAACAACCGGGGCAACUCCAAACACAGUCUUGGCA
Molecule: messenger RNA, 1540 nt
Organism: Durusdinium trenchii
Lineage: Eukaryota; Dinophyceae; Suessiales; Symbiodiniaceae
Source: the annotation of a GenBank genome assembly